GUUUGGCCCGCGACACUGUGACGUCACUGGCUAACCUGUUAGCAUCUAUCUCUAUUGUCUGUGUUGGUAUCAAAUGACGUCAUGUUGCUGUUAGCAUGUCUCUACCACGUCGUGGAGGAGCGACGCCUCAGACGAGACCUGAAGACGAGAGGCUCCUGUUGAUAAUGAGUUGUGAUGAAGAGACCAAAGCUUGCCGCAGUUUUCCUCUUCCUCGGCUGCCUGCUCGUCUACCUCAUGUUCGUCAAGCGUCACUACAGCCUCUUGAAGCCUGACGCGGUCGAACUACCUCCCCCCCACCUGUCGCCCUUGGACCGGGUAGGAGACGCCACGUCGCCCUCUGAUGCCGGACCCAGUUUCCGGUACGGGAUCAUGUUCGAUGCCGGGAGCACGGGGACGAGAAUCCACGUCUUCACGUUUCAGAUGGAAAACGGAGAAGCUCUGUCGCUGGCCCACGAGAUCUUCAGAGCCAUCCAGCCCGGCCUGUCUGCGUACGCUGACGACCCAGAGAAGUGCACGUCAGGGAUCACGGAGCUGUUAGACGUGGCCAAGUCCAGUGUCCCCCAAGCUCUCUGGAACAUCACCCCCGUGGUCCUGAAGGCAACAGCCGGACUCCGCCUACUUCCUGGAGAGAAGGCCAACCACCUGCUGGCCAAUGUGAGGGCGUUGUUUCUCCAGUCUCCCUUUCUGUCCAGAGACGACAGCGUGUCCAUCAUGGAAGGAACUGACGAAGGGAUCUCUGCCUGGAUCACGGUCAACUUCCUCACUGGCGGACUUCAUGGAGCUGGCUCGCCCACAGUGGGGAUGUUGGAUUUGGGGGGGGGGUCGACUCAGAUCACCUUCAGUCCUCAGGACGAGAAAACCAUCCAGACCUCACCUGUAGAUGACAUCAGAUCCUUCCAGAUGUUCAACACUACACACACCGUCUACACUCACAGUUAUCUGGGUCUCGGUCUGAUGUCGGCUCGACUCGCCGUCCUAGGCGGCGUCGACCGCUCGCCCCUAGGGGGCAGCACUGAGCUGGUCAGCCCCUGCCUUGCUCCAGAGUACUCUGGCAGUUGGGAGCAUGCUGACGUCGUCUACACUGUGAAGGGGCAGAAGGCAGGGGAACCGGUGUACGAGGCGUGUCGCACCAAAGUGGAGAAGGUUCUGUACAGGAAGGUGAGCAGGCCGGCUGAGGUGGCCGACGUGGAGUUCUACGCCUUCUCCUACUACUACGACCGAGCCGUCGACCUCGGAGUGAUCGAGGAGAAGAAGGGGGGAACUAUCAAAGUGUCCGACUACAUGGAUGCAGCUGAAAGAGUGUGCGGCGGAGCGUCCAUCCCUCAGAGUCCCUUCCUCUGUCUGGACCUGGUCUACGUGUCCGUCCUGCUGCAGCAGCUCGGCUUCCCCCCCCACAAGCACCUGAAGCUGGCGAGGACCAUCAAGCAGGUGGAGACCAGUUGGGCUCUGGGAGCGACGUUCCACUACAUCGAGUCCCUGAAGGGACACUGACCUCUGACCUCCUACAGGUGGUGACCUGUGGCUCUCAGCUGACAGUGGGCGGAGCCAAUGGUACCUGCUCUCCACCUGCAGCUGUCAGGGCCCACUACUGCAUCUGGGUCAUGUGACACUCCGUCCAAUCACACGCUGCUUCCUGUUCAGGUGGCGCCAGCCUCGUUUUCGGACCUCGUGGAAACACUCCGACCUGUGAUCCGGUUUCACUUCCUGUUCAGACUCUGGGUUUUAAUGAUUUAGAAUGUUUGAAUUAAUAAGUAACUUCAGACGAGAAACGUUUGUGAAGUGAAAGUUUGUUUUUAAAAGCUCUGGUGGGUGAAUUAAACUUUAUAUCAUGAAGUCUCGUCCUUCACAACUUCUGACGUUUAAAUAAAGUUUAUUUAAUCAAC
Platichthys flesus (European flounder) is the source of this 1883-nucleotide messenger RNA. RefSeq names its product ectonucleoside triphosphate diphosphohydrolase 6 (gene entpd6). NCBI's taxonomy places the organism in Eukaryota, Metazoa, Chordata, Actinopteri, Pleuronectiformes, Pleuronectidae. Gene Ontology annotation, biological process: nucleoside diphosphate catabolic process. The transcript is spliced from 15 exons. The coding region runs from base 175 to 1491 and encodes 438 amino acids. Gene Ontology annotation, molecular function: GDP phosphatase activity; UDP phosphatase activity. Gene Ontology annotation, cellular component: membrane; Golgi apparatus. The record is from RefSeq and is a predicted model, not a curated record.